Molecule: messenger RNA, 450 nt
Organism: Olea europaea var. sylvestris
Lineage: Eukaryota; Viridiplantae; Streptophyta; Magnoliopsida; Lamiales; Oleaceae
Product: acyl-lipid omega-3 desaturase (cytochrome b5), endoplasmic reticulum-like
Exons: 4
Coding region: 1-324 (107 amino acids)
Biological process (GO): lipid metabolic process
Molecular function (GO): oxidoreductase activity
Source: RefSeq, a predicted model, not a curated record
AUGACAGCUCUUUGGGACUCUCACUCUCAAAGUCUCUAUCGACUACCUGGGCACCAUCUACAGAAGAAGUUGGACUUUUGCCCUGUGUAUUGGUUUGCGCAGGGGACAAUUUUCUGGGCAAUUUUUGUUAUUGGCCAUGAUUGUGGCCAUGGGAGCUUCUCCGAGAAUCUCAAUCUCAAUAAUAUCGUGGGACACAUCUUGCAUUCUUCCAUUCUUGUAACGUACCAUGGAUGGAUAAUCAGCCUCAGGACUCACCAUCAAAAUCAUGGACAUGUUGACAACGACGAAUCAUGGGUACCAGUAAUGUUUUCCAUAGAUUCUUGAGCUUUUCUUGAUUCAUGGGUACAUGACAAUUUUUGUUUGUCUUUCUUUUAAGAAUCUGUGGGUAAUUUGUGGCUAUGAUUUCUUAACUGGAUGGUCUAAUUUGUGUCCCUGCCAUUUCUUUUCUCA